UCAUUAAUUUUUGAGCACAACACUGCUGGUGAGUGAAUGAUGUGAAAAAAAAAAAACAACAAAAACUGAUGGUUCCCGUUUGCGGCGUGACGCCGGUUUAUGUUUUUUGUGUUGUGAUUUGAAGACGAGAGUGUUAUAAUGGCUGAUAAGAAGGCGGAGCCCGAAGCAGAGGAGGAAUUUUCUGUAGAAAAAGUGUUAGACAGACGCGUGAGGAAUGGAAAGGUGGAAUACUUCUUAAAAUGGAAAGGUUACAAUGACGAGGAUAACACCUGGGAACCUGAAGAAAAUCUUGAUUGUCCAGAUCUGAUACAGGCAUUUGAAGAGGCUAGGAAAAAGAAAGAAGCUGAGGGGAAAGGAGUCAAAGUAGAAAAAGAUGCUAAGAAGAGGAAAUCAGUUGCUGCAACACCUGAUCUAAAAGGUGCAAAAAGGGCAAAGAGUGACGAUAAGAAAGCUUCCGGGUUUGAUCGUGGACUUGAGCCGGAGAAAAUUAUAGGUGCAACAGACAGCAGUGGCGAGCUGAUGUUCCUAAUGAAGUGGCAAGGCACAGAUGAGGCGGACUUAGUGCCAGCCAAGCAAGCCAAUGUUCGGUGCCCACAGGUUGUCAUCCAGUUUUAUGAAGAGCGACUAACAUGGCAUACACCUGCACCUGAUGAAGGCAACAAUGACGACUAGGAUGUGGUUUGCCAUAUUGGUGAACUUAAAUGGGAUUCUGAUUCUAAUGUUAACUUCACAAAAAAGAUGUGGCAUGUAUCAAAAUGUAUCAAGGAAAAUGACUGCAUAGCAAAGUUUAUUUUAUAAUAAAUGUGAACCUAUAAUAUGUAAAAACAAAACUGGUGUUAUUAUUAGAAGGUCAAAGGUGUUGAUUUUAUCACAAAUAAAUAAAUUCAUUUUAUAAAAUGUAGUUUUGACUUAAGAGGUAUUAUACCACUCAAGUCAAAAAUAUAUUGAAGGUAAUGUAUUAUUACUGUAUUUGUUCAGGAAUAAGUUUUGUAUAAUUUAAUACUUAUUGUGGUAUAUCAUGAUAAUUUAAAACUAACUUGUAUGCAGAAGCUAAUUGAUAUGUUUUUAGGCAAAACAUUUUCAAAGCUUUUGUCACAUUUGCCAGAUAAUUUGUGUGGUUAACAUUGCUGUAAGUGAAAAUUUGAUUACUUUGACUAUUAAGAACUUUUUUAGGUUAAGAACUAAUUUUCAUUUGUGUAUUUGAAUUAAGAUAAAGACCAUGUCUGUGUCGUAUGUCAGUGACAAGGCCUAUGCAAUGUAUUGCGAAAUAUUGGCCCAAACCAGAAAUCAAUAUUAUGUUAAUUGUAAUGUAAACUACACAUCAUCAUAGACCGGAAAUCAUCUACUGUUGGACAUAGGCCUCCCCCAAGGCUCGCCACAAUGACCAAUCCUUUGCUGCCCGCAUCCAGUGUUUUCCCGCGACCUUCAGAAGUUCAUCGGCCCACCUUGAGGGAGCCUGCCCACGCUGCGCUUUCCGGUUCACUGCGAUUUCAGUAAACUACACAUUGGUAGUCAAUGAUUGUAGUUAAUUUGUAAAUCGAAUUUAGAAUUAGUUUUAAAGUCGACAAACAAUCAUUGUUGGUUGAGGGGUUAUAAUUAAGUGUUAAUGUUUUGGAAAAAAAAAAGUGUUUUAUAGUGUGGUCUGUAAAACUACUGCUGCUCAUCAUCUCUAUCAUUUAUUCUGGGCCUACUUACAUAACUUGAAGCCAGUGUUAGUUUUAGCACUGCAACGAAAAAAAUGGAAUUGAUAUAAUGAAAUAACCAUUAAAAAAAAGCAUUUACCACGUCACUUAACUCACGCACUUUGAGUCCGUAUACGUAGUCUGUUAAAAAUAGUUUACUGUAAUUACCAGAUUACUUGUCAGAAGCCAAGAUCCACUUCGGGUUGCUACGCCGAGGGAAGCAAGUUCUCCGGCGUAGCGACCUGUUGUCUGUUGCCAGUCAGCACUCUCCAGCUCAGCAAGAUUUUUUUCUACCGGAGUCCUUCCAGCGGUAUCUUAGCGACCCACCGGUCUUACUUGCCGGUUUCCAACAAGGAUCCGUCCUCUUUACUGUUUUUAUCAUAUACCAGUGAUAUUCCCAAAUUCUGAGCUAGCUCUAUUCACUGAUGACAGUCGUGUAUUCUUCGUGCAGCGAUCGAGAUAUGUUGCUAGUGGUUUUGCAAAUGGAUAAUGGAGGUAGCCCGGGAAAAAGUGUUAACGUCACUACUGCCUGAAGCGAAUGUCGGACUUUUUCUGAACUAGGUUACUGAUUCUCGAACGUGAACGAACCCUAUGAAAAAUUUGACAAUUUAGCACAGACUUUUCAUACAGUUCUGAAGUUCUUGCUAAAUUGUCAUCAUCAUAUAAAUCUUGUUUUAUACUUGCCCAUUUAGACAAAAAUACAAUGAGGGACUUUCCAGGCUGCAUUCCCCAAAAAAAAAUAUACAUACCUAGAUGGCGCUGUAUACAUUUGUCGUCGUUUAACCUUCUAAUUUCAUGGAUAACAGACAAGCAACUUUUAUCUUUGUUUUUUGGGUAUAAAUGAUGAACCUUGUUAUUACACCCAGGCCCAAUCACAUCUUCCACCUAUUAUUCUAAUCAAAAUAAAGAGAUAUAAUUGUAUGUGAUCAAGCCACAACUAUUUUUAUAUAUGCUGCUGCCAUUACAUUAUAUUAAAUAAUUAUUAUGUACUCGAGUAAUGAGAAAAUAGGUAAUUAUCACGUUAAAUCUCGACAGGGCCAUCUAUAAUAUUUUUGGGACACGUAGCCUGAGAAGUCCCCCUCCCUGGGAUGUAAACUGCUCCGAAAAUAGAACUGUUUUCUGGUUUGUCCACUUUAAAGUAUAAUCCAAUAACGAAUGGUGUUUUACGUCAUGCCCUCUAGCAUAAUUUACUCCAAUGUGUGUGAUGCCUACGUACACUACGUACGUAGUCAUAUAUUUUCUACUAUUAAUAUUUUUAGGCUUGACGACUAUUGUUAUUACUGUCAGACGUGGCACCACAACAGUUGUGUAAUAACACAACAGACAUGCUGAUUUAUAAAUUGCCGACUUUGUUUUACACGUUUAUAAGUAGAUUCAUAUAACUCGUUAUAAUUAUCAGAUUGUGUAAAUGAACUCUUCGGCCAAUAUAAGAUAAAGUACGAUAA
Pectinophora gossypiella (pink bollworm) is the source of this 3127-nucleotide messenger RNA. RefSeq names its product chromobox protein homolog 1-like (gene Hp1b-l). Lineage: Eukaryota; Metazoa; Arthropoda; Insecta; Lepidoptera; Gelechiidae. The record is from RefSeq and is a predicted model, not a curated record. Gene Ontology annotation, cellular component: pericentric heterochromatin; nucleus. Gene Ontology annotation, molecular function: chromatin binding. Bases 139 to 672 code for a protein of 177 amino acids. The transcript is spliced from 6 exons. Gene Ontology annotation, biological process: chromatin organization; negative regulation of transcription by RNA polymerase II.